AUGGUAAGUGCUCUAUUCAUGUUCUCCCCGGCUUUUCGCCCCGACGCUGCCCACCGUAUCGUUACCCAGGUCGUUGUUACCGGCGCUCGAGUCUUCGGUCGAGCGUUCGCAGAAGCUUACAAGCAGGCCUCCGCAUCAUCCAAGUAUGCUCAGGCAAACAAGGGCAAGAACGGAAAUUCGACUUUCGCAUCCUCUGGUUUGACCCUCGAUGAGGCUUGCAAGAUCCUCAACGUCAAGCCUCCACAGGGCGGAGAAACGAAUCUGGAAAAUGUGAUGGAGCGGUUCAAGAAGCUGUUCGAUCUCAACGACCCGCAGAAGGGCGGCAGUUUCUAUCUUCAGAGCAAAAUUCUCCGAGCGCGCGAAAGGAUCGAGAUGGAAAUUCGGCAAGCGGAGCGCAAAGCCGCUCAGGAAAAGGAACUUCAGGAAGGCUGGAACCCUAAGGUGUACAAGGACCGGUGA
Molecule: messenger RNA, 459 nt
Organism: Aspergillus clavatus NRRL 1
Lineage: Eukaryota; Fungi; Ascomycota; Eurotiomycetes; Eurotiales; Aspergillaceae
Product: import motor complex subunit PAM16
Exons: 2
Coding region: 1-459 (152 amino acids)
Biological process (GO): protein import into mitochondrial matrix
Cellular component (GO): TIM23 mitochondrial import inner membrane translocase complex
Source: RefSeq, a predicted model, not a curated record